This is a messenger RNA of Musa acuminata subsp. malaccensis (wild Malaysian banana), 2873 nucleotides long. Its product is annotated as monosaccharide-sensing protein 2. Gene Ontology annotation, molecular function: transmembrane transporter activity. The record is from RefSeq and is a predicted model, not a curated record. Gene Ontology annotation, cellular component: membrane. Gene Ontology annotation, biological process: transmembrane transport. Lineage: Eukaryota; Viridiplantae; Streptophyta; Magnoliopsida; Zingiberales; Musaceae.
CAGGGCACAAUCAUCUCCGGGGUCUCGAUUCAACCCCGCCCGCCUCCUCCUCCUUUCUCUCUCUCUCUCUCUCUCUUCCUUUCGCGGUCAUUCCGAUCACGUUGGUUUGAUCAAUGAAAUAAGAAAAAAACGGUGUACUUUUGAUGAUGAGUGGGAAUCCAUCAUAACAAAGGCAUCUUUUGGAGCAUAGACAGAUUUGACAAUGACUGUCAUGCUUCACCGUUAACUGAUCCCAGAGAGGAGGAGAGGUAGAGACGCCGGGAACUUUGUAGCCGAUCCGUAGGUCGAAAACACCCAUUGUGGUUUGUCAUUGAGGUCGAAACUUCUCCGCGGCAUUGGCUGCAGGUCUAUAUACAGUGAAGUGUAAGUGCAUCAUAGGGAGAAAAUGCAGGGAGCUGUUUUGGUCGCCAUUGCUGCUGCAAUUGGCAAUAUGUUACAGGGAUGGGAUAAUGCUACCAUAGCAGGUGCUGUUCUUUACAUAAAGAGGGAAUUUAAGUUGGAGGGCCAGCCUACUAUUGAGGGACUAAUUGUGGCCAUGUCACUUAUUGGUGCCACUGUCAUUACAACAUUCUCAGGAGCAGUGUCAGAUUGGAUUGGUAGACGGCCCAUGUUAAUUAUCUCAUCGGUGCUCUACUUUAUUAGUGGUCUGAUAAUGUUUUGGUCUCCAAAUGUAUAUAUGCUGCUCUUGGCAAGGCUUAUAGAUGGAUUUGGAAUUGGUUUGGCAGUCACACUAGUUCCAGUGUACAUAUCUGAGACGGCCCCAUCUGAGAUAAGGGGUUUGUUAAAUACUCUUCCACAGUUCACGGGCUCUGGAGGAAUGUUUCUUUCAUAUUGCAUGGUUUUUGCAAUGUCAUUAAAUAUCCGACCUGACUGGCGAUUGAUGCUUGGAGUUCUCUCUGUUCCUUCUCUUUUAUAUUUUGUGCUGACUGUAUUCUUCCUGCCUGAAUCACCGAGAUGGCUUGUUAGCAAAGGGCGAAUGAAGGAGGCCAAACAAGUUUUACAGAGGUUACGUGGAAGAGAAGAUGUCUCAGGAGAAAUGGCUCUUCUUGUUGAAGGUUUAAGAGUAAGUACAGAUACAACCAUUGAAGAGUAUAUAAUUGGCCCUGCAAAUGAGCUCCCUGAUGAACAGGAUUCAACUGCUGAAAAGGACAAGAUCAUGUUGUAUGGUCCACAACAAGGCCUCUCAUGGGUUGCACAGCCAGUUACAGGACCAAGUCUUCUUGGAAGUGCAUUUGGUCUCAUAUCACGCCAGGGAAGCAUUGUAAAUCAGAGCAUCCCUCUUAUGGAUCCUCUAGUUACUCUUUUUGGAAGUGUCCAUGGAAAGCUACCCGAAAUGGGAAGCAUGAGAAGUAUUUUGUUCCCCAAUUUCGGUAGCAUGUUUAGUGUGGUGGAGAAUCAUCCAAAAGCUGAGCAAUGGGAUGAGGAAAUUGGUCAUCAGGAUGGUGUGGAUUAUGUCUCUGAUGGUGCAGGAGGUGAUUCCGAUGAUAAUUUGCACACUCCAUUGCUCUCUCGCCAUGGAACAGGCAUGGAUGGGAAUGACAUGAUACAUAACAGCAGUCUUAUGCAGGAAAAUGUUGGUGAGGCAGUGAGUAGUAUGGGCAUAGGAGGUGGUUGGCAGUUAGCCUGGAAGUGGACUAACAGAGAGGCUGUAGACGGAACAAAAGAAGGAGGUUUCAAGAGGAUUUAUUUGCGCCAAGAAGGUGUUGUUGGGUCACAACAAGCUUCCCUUGUCUCAAUUCCUGGAGGCAACAUCCCAGAAGAAGGUGAAUAUGUUCAAGCUGCAGCAUUAGUAAGCCAACCUGCUCUGUUUUCGAAGGAAGUCAUGAGCCAGGAUCCAGCUGGGCCAGCAAUGGUUCAUCCAUCCAAGAUUGCUGCUGAAGGGCCAAUGUGGAGAGUUCUUUUUGAAGCAGGAGUCAGGCAUGCAUUAUUUGUUGGCAUUGGGAUACAAAUUCUUCAGCAGUUUGCUGGCAUUAAUGGGGUUCUUUAUUACACUCCGCAAAUUCUUGAGCAAGCUGGUGUUGAAGUUCUUCUUGCAAAUCUCGGAAUUGGUUCUGAUUCAGCAUCAAUACUUAUAAGUGCUCUUACGACUCUGUUGAUGCUCCCUUGCAUAGCUGUUGCUAUGAGGCUCAUGGAUGUCUCUGGAAGAAGGAGUCUUUUGUUGGCUACAAUUCCUGUUUUGAUCGUAUCACUUGUUGGUCUGGUCCUGACAAACCUUGUGGACCUCGGCUCUGUUGCUCAUGCCAUCUUCUCAACCAUAUGUGUUGUGGUUUACUUCUGUUGCUUUGUCAUGGGCUUUGGUCCUAUUCCCAACAUCCUUUGCUCUGAGAUUUUUCCAACUCGUGUACGUGGUGUGUGCAUAGCGAUAUGCUCCCUCACCUUCUGGUUUUGCGAUAUCAUUGUUACCUACAGCCUUCCCGUGAUGCUGAACACUAUUGGUCUUGCUGGGGUGUUUGGGAUCUAUGCUAUCGUCUGUGUCAUAGCAUUGGUAUUUGUCUUCCUCAAGAUUCCUGAAACAAAAGGCAUGCCCCUUGAAGUCAUCAUCGAGUUCUUCAAUGUUGGAUCCAAGCAAGUCGCCAAAACCUAAAUGAAAGAUGGAAACUGCAUCGGCAAAAGCAUCCCGGUGAAGAAGUGCACAAAUAAUACCAAGACCUUCCUUCCAGGCAUGUUAACAGUCGGUCAAUUUCUGUUCUUGUUGGCAUUGAGUUGACUAAAAGCAAAAAUCGGUUUCCUUUCACUGCAUUGUAUUCAGCCUUUCUUUUUUUUUUUUUUUCUAUGAAAUUUCUUGUAACACUCAAUAUGCAAAAUCUUGUUCUUUAAGAUGCAAGGAAAAUAAUCUGAUACAAAGAAUCAAAAAAAUCCAUACCGGUUUAUGA